Camelina sativa (false flax) is the source of this 747-nucleotide messenger RNA. The record is from RefSeq and is a predicted model, not a curated record. Lineage: Eukaryota; Viridiplantae; Streptophyta; Magnoliopsida; Brassicales; Brassicaceae.
AUGGGCAACAUCGGUAGGAGGAAUGAAAUGCCUCAACAGCUGAUCUUAGAAGUCGAAGUUUUCAACGUUUGGGGAAUAUAUUUCAUGGGACCUUUCAACCCACCCUCGAAUGGAAACAUGUACAUCCUGGUGGCCGUCGACUAUGUCUCAAAAUGGGUGGAAGCAAUCGCCAGCCCGACAAAUGAUCACAAGGUCGUAAUGAAGAUGAAGCACGGAGUCAAGCAUAAAGUCGCAACAGCUUACCACCCACAAACCAUCGGACAAGUGGAGGAUUGGGCAUUCAAGCUAGAUGAUGCGUUAUGGGCCUACAGAACAACCUACAAAACGCCGAUUGGGCGAACACCUUUCCAGCUUCUUUAUGGAAAAAACUGUCACCUGCCAGUUGAGGUAGAAUAUAAAGCAAUCUGGGCGACCAAACUCCUGAAUUUGGACAUAAAAACUACUCAAGAAAGAAGAGUAAUGGAUCUCCACGAACUUGAUGAAAUACGGUUGGAGGCUUAUGAUAAUUCGAAGAUCUAUAAGGAACGAACCAAAGCCUUUCAUGACAAAAAGAUCCAAUGCAAGGAUUUAAGAGCUGGAGACAAAGUCCUUCUAUUCAACUCGAAGCUUCGACUGUUUCCCAGGAAGCUCAAGUCAAGAUGGUCAGGACCCUUCGCAAUUAAAGAAGUUAUGCCCUAUGAGGCAGUGACUUUACUCGGGAAGGAUGGAACUGAGUUUACCGUUAAUGGGCAGAGAAUGAAGAAAUAA